CUUCUGCGAGUAGACACCACAAGACCCGCAAUGCCUCAGAAACAGUUAAAAAACGCCCAGUACAUAGAAUUGGGAAGUUAUCAGUACUGGCCGGUGCUUGUACCAAGAGGAAUCCGUCUGUACACGUACGAGCAAAUCCCAGUGUUCUUAAGGGAAAACCCAUACAUUACCGACGGCUACAGAGCCUAUCUCCCUUCCCGACUAUGUCUUAAAAGCCUGUUUAUCCUGUCCAAUGAGACGGUGAAUAUUUGGAGUCACCUGCUGGGAUUUGUCCUCUUCUUCUCCCUGGGUGUGUACGACAUGGCCUCCGUGCUUCCUACUGUGGGGGCAUCCAGGGAGGACUACGUCAUCUACUGUAUAGGGCUCUUCUGUUUCCAGGUGUGUAUGCUGUGUUCAGUGGGUUAUCACCUGUUCUGCUGUCAUCGCUCUGAGAAGACCAGUCGCCGCUGGGUGGCACUGGACUACGCUGGCAUCUCCGUGGGCAUUCUGGGCUGUUACGUACCAGGGGUUUUCUACGCCUUCUACUGCAAUAACUACUGGCGACAGGUCUACCUCGUCACCGUCCUGGCCCUGACGCUGGCCGUCUUCUUCGCCCAGAUCCACCCCCUGUACCUCACCAAAAAAUGGUGGAGGAUUCGCUCCAUCAUCUUCUGCGUCGUGGCCGGCUACGGCCUCAUCCCCACCCUGCACUGGGUCUGGCUCAACGGAGGACUCGGCUCAGCCAUCGUCCAGGUUUUCCUUCCCCGCAUACUGAUCAUGUAUGUCAUCGCUGCAGCUGCCUUUGUCUUCUAUAUAUCUAAAGUACCAGAACGCUACUUUCCAGGUCAGUUGAAUUACGUAGGAUCCAGCCACCAGGUCUGGCACCUUCUUGUCGUGUUAAUGUUUUACUGGUGGCACCAGUCAGUACUGGACAUCACGAAUCACAGACACAGCCACCCCUGUCCAGACAAUCCCCAGCAGCACUCCUAA
Molecule: messenger RNA, 969 nt
Organism: Chanos chanos (milkfish)
Lineage: Eukaryota; Metazoa; Chordata; Actinopteri; Gonorynchiformes; Chanidae
Gene: paqr3a
Product: progestin and adipoQ receptor family member IIIa
Exons: 6
Coding region: 31-969 (312 amino acids)
Cellular component (GO): membrane
Molecular function (GO): signaling receptor activity
Source: RefSeq, a predicted model, not a curated record